GUCCAGCAGUCACAAGUGAAUGUUGCAGUCUGACUUUUGCAUACACUCAGCCUUCUUAAAGCGACGGGAAGCUAAGCAGAGCACGGACCCGUCAAAGCAGCCCCGCCAAAGCAGUUGACGCUUCCGUUGCUGCUGCCUACCUAAUCAGCACCUCUGCCUCACACCGCCAUCACUAACCAUUACCUCUGCUACCUAUCACCUCCAUCAUCAAAGACAUCCAGGCAGUUAAGGAAGCGAAGAAGCGACACUCGAGUACACCUAUACAACCACCCGCACAAAGGACAAUAUGCGCUCCAAGUUCAAGGACGAGCACCCCUUCGAGAAGCGUAAAGCAGAGGCCGAACGUAUCAGGCAGAAGUACGCAGAUCGCAUUCCCGUGAUCUGCGAGAAGGUUGAGAAGUCAGACAUCGCCACCAUCGACAAGAAGAAGUACCUCGUCCCCGCCGACCUCACCGUUGGCCAGUUCGUCUACGUGAUUCGCAAGCGCAUCAAGCUCAGCCCGGAGAAGGCCAUCUUCAUCUUCGUCGACGAGGUCUUGCCACCCACCGCGGCGCUGAUGAGCAGCAUCUACGAAGAGCACAAGGAUGAGGAUGGGUUCCUGUAUAUCACCUACUCCGGCGAGAACACCUUUGGCGAGGCAUAAGCGCGCUGUCAUUACGAACUUGAACCUAUGAUGAUGAACUACUAUGCGCGACCUUGGCCUGCGGAGGAGGAGGAGUUCUUAUGACUUCCGAGGCGUUAUUCUGAGAGGCUUGGGUGCGCGAGACAGUACGGCCCACAAAGCAGCAAAGCGGGGAGGACAGCAUGAAAAGCCUAAAGAUCUUUCUAGCCCUGCCAACAUGCGGACCAGGCAGGCCAUGGCUGAUGCUGUGCUUUUCAUGGCAAACGUAAACUAGCAGGCCGAGCGCUCAUAGCUGUCAAUAGCGUCCUCCUCGUCACGCACUCAGCCGCACUGUGCAGG
Baudoinia panamericana UAMH 10762 is the source of this 961-nucleotide messenger RNA. RefSeq lists its product as uncharacterized. Gene Ontology annotation, biological process: macroautophagy; cellular response to nitrogen starvation. The coding region runs from base 287 to 643 and encodes 118 amino acids. Gene Ontology annotation, cellular component: fungal-type vacuole membrane; cytosol; autophagosome. Gene Ontology annotation, molecular function: phosphatidylethanolamine binding. The transcript is spliced from 4 exons. NCBI's taxonomy places the organism in Eukaryota, Fungi, Ascomycota, Dothideomycetes, Mycosphaerellales, Teratosphaeriaceae. The record is from RefSeq and is a predicted model, not a curated record.